Drechmeria coniospora is the source of this 2451-nucleotide messenger RNA. RefSeq names its product Swi6. The transcript is spliced from 3 exons. NCBI's taxonomy places the organism in Eukaryota, Fungi, Ascomycota, Sordariomycetes, Hypocreales, Ophiocordycipitaceae. Gene Ontology annotation, cellular component: SBF transcription complex; MBF transcription complex. The record is from RefSeq and is a predicted model, not a curated record. Gene Ontology annotation, molecular function: protein binding; DNA binding; transcription coactivator activity. Bases 1 to 2451 code for a protein of 816 amino acids.
AUGACCCCGUCGGCCCUGCCCUCCUCGCAGCAGUCCUUUUCGAUGAGCAUGAGCCAACCAUCGCAACCGAGGCACUCGGCCUCGUUUCACGCCAGCUUCCAUGGCGCCACCGACGGGCCCCAGAUCUACUCGGCCUCCUAUUCCGGCGUCGACGUCUACGAGAUGGAGGUCAACAGCGUCGCCGUCAUGCGCCGUCGCCAAGAUUCCUGGCUCAAUGCCACCCAGAUCCUCAAGGUGGCCGGCGUCGACAAGGGCAAGCGCACCAAGAUACUCGAAAAGGAGAUCCAGACGGGCGAGCACGAAAAGGUCCAGGGCGGCUACGGAAAGUACCAGGGCACCUGGAUCCAGUUCGAGCGCGGCGUCGAGGUCUGCCGCCAGUACGGCGUCGAGGAACUCCUGCGACCCCUCCUGACCUACGACAUGGGCCAGGACGGCGGCGUCGCCGGCCAGGGCGACUUCAACACGCCCACCAAGGAGCAGGCCAUGGCCGCCCAGAGGAAGCGUCUCUACAACUCGACCGUCGACGGCCGGCCCAACGGCCUCUCCGGCACCUUCUUCAAGAACAUCUCGAGCACCGCCUCGCACGCCGUCGCCGCCAUCAGCAAGGCUCGCUUCGAUUCUCCGGGGCCGAGGAACCGCGACGGCCCGACCCGACCGCCCAGCUUCAGCCGCCAGUCCUCGAUGCAGCAUCAGCAGCAGCAGCAGCAGCAGCAGGCCGAGUACUACCCGGCCGACUCGCAGCAGAGCUACGCCUCCGACGGCGGCCACCCGGCCGACUCGACCUACUCGACCCAGCGGAACGGCGGGCCCGUCCUGGCCGAGGCUGAGCCCCCGAGGAAGCGCCAGCGCGUGGCCAUGACGCCCUCGGACAGCUUCGGGGCCUACGGUCCCGCCAUGGACGUCUACGGCACCGCCUAUCCCGGCUCGCCGACCGAGCCCAACGAGUCCUUCAUGUACACCCAGAGCACCGUCCACGACCGGUCCGGAGCCGCCGACGCCGGCCACGGCCCCGUCCCGCCUCUGCCCUACGACAUGUCGGCCGACGUCGAGACGAAGCGCAGCAUGCUCAUGACCCUCUUCAUGGACGCCGCCGCCGCCGACGUCUCCAAGCACGACAUGCUCCGCACCCUGUCGCCUCACGAGCUCGACAUGCCCAUCGACCCGCAGAGCCACACGGCGCUCCACUGGGCCGCCACCCUCGCCCGCAUGCCCCUUCUCCGCGCCCUCAUCGCCUCGGGCGCGUCGCCCUAUCGCGUCAACGCCUCGGGCGAGACGGCCCUCAUGCGCGCCUGCCUCGUCACCAACUCGAUGGACCAAGGCUCCUUUCCCGACCUGCUCGAGGUUCUCGGCGGCACCAUCGAGGCCCGCGAUCAGAAGGGACGGACCGUGCUGCACCACAUCGCCGUCACGAGCGCCGUCAAGGGCCGCAACGCCGCGAGCCGCUACUACCUCGAGAGCCUCCUCGAGUGGGUCGUCCGCCAGGGCAGCGUCCCCAGCAGCCAGAAUGCGCCGCCCAACGGCCUGCCGAGCGGCUCGCAGCCGGCCGUGCCCAAGAUGGGCAUCGCCCGCUUCAUGAGCGAGAUCGUCAACGCCCAGGACAGCUCCGGCGACACGGCCCUGAACAUCGCCGCGAGGAUCGGAAACCGAAGCAUCAUCUCCCAGCUGCUCGAGGUCGGCGCCGACCCCAACAUCGCCAAUCGCGUCGGCUUGCGGCCCCUCGACUUCGGCAUCGGCGGCGACAACCCCGACGAGCAGGCCCACGGGGAGGCCACGGCCGACAAGAUCGUGCCCGGGUCGAGCCAGCGCACCCGGGAAAGCAGCGACGAGAUCGUAGCCUCCAUCACCCACCUGCUGAGCGAAACGGGCGCCGCCUUCCAGCAGGAGAUGAAGGCGAAGCAGGCGUCCCUCGACACCCUGCACGCCACUCUUCGAACGACGUCCACCCAGCUCGGCGACGCCCGUCGCAACCUCGAGCACCUCACCGCGACGGUCAAGAAGCAGCAGCUCGCCCGCCAGAUGGUGGCCAACCUCGCCCACGCGCGCGAGGACGAGCAGGUUCGCCUCAUGAACGAGCAAUCCCUCUCCUCGCAACCGAACCCGUCCUCCUCCUGGGAGACCGAGCUGGCCGCCAUUCUCGAGGCUGCCGUCGAGUCGGGUCCCGGCGGCGGCUUCGAGGACAUGCUGCCUUCGUCCGUCGUCUUGCGCGCCCGCAUCCGCGCCAUGGAAGGCCGUCGAGACGUGACGCGCAAGAUGGUCCAGGCGCUCAAGGGAAAGAGUCGGGAAGUCGAGGUCAAGUACCGCCGCGUCGUCGCCCUCUGCACGGGCGUGCAGGAGUCGGAAGUCGACGCCGUCGUCGACAGCCUCCUCAAGGCCGUCGAGAGCGAGAGGGACGAGCUCGACAUUGGCCGCGUCAGGAGAUUCCUCGGCGGCGUCGAGGGCGUCGUUCACUAG